This is a messenger RNA of Magnolia sinica, 2436 nucleotides long. RefSeq names its product LRR receptor-like serine/threonine-protein kinase EFR. The transcript has 8 exons. Gene Ontology annotation, biological process: protein phosphorylation. Bases 1 to 2436 code for a protein of 811 amino acids. Gene Ontology annotation, molecular function: protein binding; ATP binding; protein kinase activity. Lineage: Eukaryota; Viridiplantae; Streptophyta; Magnoliopsida; Magnoliales; Magnoliaceae. The record is from RefSeq and is a predicted model, not a curated record.
AUGGAGCUCGCACGUAUGAGCUUAUGGGCAAUUUGCUCGUGGAACCAUACUCUCCACUUCUGCCACUGGCAAGGAAUCAAAUGCGGUGGUCGACGGCAUCCUCAAAGGGUCACGGCCUUGAACCUCACUGGCCAAAACUUGGUGGGUUCCAUAUCGCCUUUCAUAGGGAACCUCACCUUUCUCAGGAUCAUCCAUCUCUCUGCCAAUAGCUUCUAUGGGACGAUUCCUGAAGAGAUUGGCCGGUUGUUCCGCUUGAGGUAUCUCCGUCUGACCAAUAACACAUUCACUGGAGAAAUUCCAACAAAUCUGACCCACUGUUUCAAACUCCGAGUUCUUGAUCUUUACGGGAAUCAGCUCACAGGGAGGAUUCCGACUGAGCUUGGCUCUCUAUCGAAGCUCACCUACUUAAUCCUUGGUCGCAACAGUCUUGCAGGAAGCAUCCCACCUUCACUUGGAAACCUUUCGUCUCUCACACUCCUUUAUCUCUCAAGAAAUAGUCCGGAGGGCAGCAUCCCAGAUGACCUUUGUCAGUUGGUGAGCUUAAAGUUUUUAGGCAUAAGUAUAAAUAAACUGUCAGGAACGAUUCCGCCUCGGCUCUACAAUCUCUCCUCUAUUGUCAUUUUUGCCGUGGGAUUUAACAGAUUGCAUGGAAAUCUUCCACCUAAUAUAGGCCUCACUCUUCCUAAUCUCCAAAGGCUCUAUGCUGGAGGAAACCAAUUCACAGGACCCAUACCAGUUUCAUUAUCCAAUGCUUCCCGACUUUUUCUUAUUGAACUUGAAAACAAUAGUUUUAGUGAAUCUGUGCCUCUGAAUUUUGGAAGCCCCAAAGGUCUCACCUGGUUCAAUUUGCGGGGCAACGAACUUGGAAUUGGAAAAGCUCGUGACUUGAGUUUUCUCGAUUCUUUGACCAAUUGCAGUAGCUUACAAAUGCUGGAUUUAAGCUUUAAUCAUCUCAGCGGCAUGUUGCCGGACUCCAUAGCUAAUCUUUCGACCCAACUGACAUGGCUAUCCUUUAAAAGUAACAGCAUAUUUGGAAGCAUCCCAUCUGGAAUUCAGAAUCUUGUCGGCUUAACAGUACUGAGGAUGAGGUAUAACUUUUUGACACGUACAAUUCCCAUUGGUGUUGGGAAGCUUAACAAGUUGGAGAAGAAUGGAGCCUCUGAUGGGCCUGGGGAGGUCAUCCUGGAUGAGAUAGAGCUUGUUUGGGGCACCCCCACUUGCCAAUUUGGCCAGACCGUUAGCUACAAAGUUCCCUUCCCUGUAGAUGAAGCAGAAUCGGAUAUUAAGGGCCUGGGCAAAAUUCCAAGCUGGCUAGGCAAUUGUCUCAGCCUAGAGUAUCUCGUGUUAGAUGGGAACUUCUUUCAAGGAUCAAUUCCAUCAACACUAGCACUUCGAUACCUGGAUCUUUCACGCAACAAUUUAUCUGGGAAGAUACCAAGAUAUCUGGAGAAUUUUGCUCUAGAGUAUCUAAAUCUAUCCUUCAAUAAUUUUGAGGGUGAAUUACCAAAACAAGGGUUCUUUGGAAAUGCCAGUCGGGUUUCAGUUUCUCGGAAAUGCCAAGCUUCCACGAAACGGGGGAACUCUCUUGCUUCAAAAGUCAAAUUCUCAGUAAUUGGUGCUAUCCUGUGUCUUAUAUCAUUUUUAUCUUUCUUUACCACUCUCCAUUGGGUAAGAAAGUCGAGAAGGAAACUUUUUUCUGUGUCUUCGGUGGAGGAUCCUUUUGUGAACGUGUCUUAUGUGAAGCUCUUUAAAGCAACAGAUGAGUUCUCUCUUGCCAAUUUGAUUGGAACUGGAAGUUUUGGUGCUGUAUAUAAAGGGAUUCUAGAUCGUGUUGGGACUAUGGUAGUAGUGAAAGUCUUCAACCUUCAACGACAAGGAGCUCUGAGGAGCUUCAUGGCUGAAUAUUUAAAGCCAAGCAACAUUCUUCUUGAUGAUGACAUGAUUGCUCUUGUGGGUGAUUUCGGGCUAGCCAGGUUCUUAUCUGAGGUUGCUCAAAGCAGCUCAGUUGGGAUGAAAGGAUCUAUUGGGUACAUCGCUCCAGAGGAUGCGAUGGGCGGAAAAGUAUCUACACAGGGAGAUGUUUACAGCUACGGAAUCCUUCUACUGGAGAUGAUCACUGAGAAGGGGCCAACUGAUGACGUAUUUAAGGACAAUCUAAGCCUUCAUCAUUUUGCUAAGUUGGCUUCAGCUGAACGAGUAAUAGAGAUUGUUGAUCCACAACUGCUCUUAGAAGAAGCUGAAGCUAUUCAAGGUGGAGGCUGUGGGGUAGGGCUUGGCCUAUGGUGGGGCUUUGGCACUGCAUUUGGUAGUCACUACCGGACUGCUGAGGUCAAGUUCCAGGGCUUUGAUUUCAACAGGAAAGAUGAAAGCGGUGGAAGAGAAGUAACGGGUCCAGCAAAGCAGGUCGGGGAGAUUAAAGCGUCACACCAAGUCUAA